Pseudophryne corroboree (corroboree frog) is the source of this 10233-nucleotide messenger RNA. RefSeq names its product cysteinyl leukotriene receptor 1 (gene CYSLTR1). The record is from RefSeq and is a predicted model, not a curated record. Gene Ontology annotation, biological process: G protein-coupled receptor signaling pathway. Gene Ontology annotation, cellular component: plasma membrane. The coding region runs from base 302 to 1363 and encodes 353 amino acids. Gene Ontology annotation, molecular function: leukotriene receptor activity. The transcript is spliced from 3 exons. Lineage: Eukaryota; Metazoa; Chordata; Amphibia; Anura; Myobatrachidae.
UGAAGCCUGGGUUUGCUAAGGUGGGGCGGUUCUACGAAUGAAGGCAUGUGCACUAUUUAUUGUACUCUGCAGACAAUCUCAUGUCAGUUCUGCUGCUGAGCACAGACUUUCAUGUACCCAGCGUUGUGACUUCCACUUUUCGCACCAGUGAUAAACUACUGACCAAGAUCUUUUCAGGAAAUUAAUGGUUUUAGGAUCUCCGGUGUAAGGUGGAAGAACAUUACAGCACUGCCAGAAACAAUAGUGAGCAACCUUGGACCUGCUGGGUGGCACAGACGGAGCACCCUCUGUAGGAAGUCAGAUGUUACAGAUGACCACGCAGAUUUCAUCUUUAUAUCCUCUGGAAGAAGCCAUGGCGAAUACAUCAGGUUGCAGUAUUGAUGACUUUCGUAACCAAGUUUACUCUACGGCAUACUCCAUGUUUACCCUCUUUGGUCUUGUCGGGAACAGCUUUGCUUUGUUUGUUCUCCUAAAAACCUACAGCAUGAGAACAGCUUUCCACAUCUACAUGCUGAACCUGGCCAUCUCCGAUUUGCUCUUCAUCUGCACUCUCCCCCUGCGAGUGGUCUACUACGUCAGGAAAGGACAGUGGUUUUUUGGCGACUUCUUGUGCAGAAUCAGCUCCUACGUCUUCUACGUCAACCUGUAUUGCAGCAUUUUCAUUCUGACAGCGAUGAGCUUCUCUCGCUUCCUGGCAAUAGUCUUCCCAGUGAAAAACCUAAAGUUUGUGUCCAUAAAGACAGCCAAAUGGGUCUGUGUUGGAAUAUGGCUGUUUGUCACUCUGACAAGUUCACCUUUCCUUAUGUCAGGUUCAUACAAAUAUGGAAAUACGACAAAGUGCUUUGAGCCCCCUCCUUCCAAUAAAAGGAAGUUAAUGGUGCUCAUUCUCAACUAUAUCUCCCUGACCAUUGGCUUCAUCAUUCCAUUUCUCAUCAUACUGUUUUGCUAUACUAUGAUAAUAAGGACAUUGCUGAAAAACUCUCUAAAGAAACAGCAGGCUUCCAGAAAGAAAGCAAUCCGGAUGAUAAUUAUUGUAAUGUCCGUGUUCUUUCUAAGUUUCAUGCCCUAUCACAUCCAGCGGACAAUACACCUUUAUGCAGUUUCGAGUAAAAGUGAUUGUAGUACGCAGGUCUGGGAGCAGAAGAAGGUUGUUAUAACACUGGCCCUUGCAGCCUCUAACUGCUGCUUCGAUCCCAUGCUUUACUUCUUCUCAGGUGAAAACUUUCGAAGGAGACUUUCUACCUUUAGAAAACAGUCAGUUACAAGUAUCUUCCAGGACGCGAAAAGGAAAAAGUCGGAAAGCUUACACGAGAAGUCUGAAGUAGUUCCUGCCCUGGAGAAACAGUACAGCGAUGAAAGUUAGGUUGGCGCAUGAACGUUACAUUUGCAGAUGUCCAGGUUGACAACUACUUCUAUACAAAUCAAAUAAGGUUACGGAAUGCACUCUCAGAGCUGAACAAAUUGGCAAAAAGAUCAUAACCAUUAUGAUAGCAUUGCCCUAUUGACUUAGUUUUCAAAUCAAUUUUAAUUUGCCGCCCUGUCAACAUGCUCAAAGAAAAUUUUUUCGAUAGAUUAUCAAAAAGAUAUCCUUGGAGUAGCCCACUCAACUGAUUCAGUGCUGUAGCACCAGUUGAUAUUAAAUAUAAACCUGCAUGCAUUGAAUCAAUUAAGCUACGGGAGGAUUUGUUUCAUGGGUACAGGUCUAAAUACAUGGUACUGAGCCACCGAGCCUCAGGAGUGGGUUUACAGGAACCAUCAAACAGUAUGUGGGACGUUUUUGGCUGCAUAUUUCAAAUGGAAAAAUGUAGCACUAGCACCUUUCUUGUUCACUUAGCUAGAAAGUAGCAGUAACAUACCUUAAUGUGUUACAUACUUCAGGGAUAAUUCAAAGGAUAAACUGUGACAAACCUAUGCUGAUAAUAGAUUAUUGUUGCUGCACAUUUCUUUAUUUGUUCUUCUUAGGACAAAUAUGCUACACAAUAUGUCAUAGCUGCCGUGUAUAAGCAUAUUGCACUGUUAUAUUUUGCAAUCUCAGGAUAAGUUGCAUCCACUCCGCCUGGUGUGAUAAAUGCACCAUAUAUGUUUUGGGAGUCUAGAUAAAUAAUUAGGUAUUUAAUAGGAAAAUGAAUAUGUCUAGCAAAUGGAAGAAGGUCCAAUGAAGGCUUGGAGUAUGCAGCUAGAACCUUGGCACUAAACCAGUAAAUUCCUAGAAGAUACUGUAGCAGGAUCUGGGUGGUGUUCCAGCUCUACUCCAACCUUUAGUUUCAAACUAUGUUGGUUAUGUUACCGCAAAGAUAGGAAAACAAAUAUAAUAUAGACAAGGUGUAAAUAAAACAAACAUACACUCAAUGUGAUAUACAGUAUGUUCACAGUUUCUUAAGGUGUGUACACAUGGUGAUAUCCUUGCUAUGCCCGAUUUUGACUAUGCGAUUUUGCUUGAACUCCCCCAGAGCCCAGAUAGCACAGAUAGUACAGAUUUUGACUACCUAUGCUUCAGAUUUUGUUUAUGUACGAUUUUGACUAAGUGCCAAUUUUGACUAUACUUUAUACUAGAUAGCAGUGACGUGCGGUGGGGUGAGGCAGGUGAGGCAGAGCCUUUCCUGUCAUACUAACGUCUGUGCUAGAGUUUAUACUGUAUAAAGUAUAUGAAAAAUACAAAGAAUAUGUUAAAAAUAUCUUCUUUGUAUUAUUCUAAUCAUUUUUAUAGUCAAAUCUCUGAAAUAAAAAGUCUAUGGCAGGUGAGGCAGUGCCUCACCUGCUUACCUUUUAAGCCCAUCUCUGAUCAAAACCAACCAAAUUUCCGGAGUUUAUACCUUUGCACCUGUAUAUAAUGCCCACAUACACCAUUUUGCUCAUAUAUUGUGUGUAUAUCUGGCUUUGGUACUAACCAGUGCCUCCUGAGAAAAUUACCUCUCCACAUGUCCCUGCUAGAUAGUACAGUAGAUAGUCAAGAUUGACUUGCCUGCACGGUCUGUCUAGCCUUACGAUACCAACGCCAUUUGAGCGCGCAUCGGGAUCAAAUCUGUAUCACAAGCUGCCUAACACCAUGAGAUAUGCACUAACUUUCCUUAAGCUUUUGACUAUAUAGUCAAAAUCUUACAGAUUUAUCUCACUGUGUGUACACACCUUAAGAUGUAAUCAAGCCUUGGUAAUAUUGCAGUUACCCGCCAGUUAUUGUAGAAUUCAACAAUGUCUUAUAGACCUUCUGGUGGGUUGUCCUCAGGAUGCUCAAGGAGGGUUACAGAAAAAAAAACCAAUAUUGUGUCUACUAUAGUGUAUGGUGAAUGCGAUAAAAUUAAUCCUUCAGGAUCAAACUCAUCCUUUAUCACUUUGGACAUUCAUUUAUAACCUCUAUGUCGGUGUUGUAGAAAUGGAGUAAGGUCCUUUUAUCUCAUCACAGAGAGGUGUAAGGACAUAAAUAACUUAGAGUACUAGGGUCUAUUUAGAAAAAGCGGUGUCUAAUUAGGGGUAGUUGUCCCAAUUUAAGAAAAGACUCCCUAUAUAUAAAAAUAUAUUCAUAUUUAUUCAAAGCUAAAAUGAACUUCAACAUUAAAGCAUAAAAUAAUUGCAUUUGGCAUAUAUGUAAUAUAGAUAUGGAAUAAUAGAGAAAAACAAAUGCAGGGAUGAAUGGGAACAGGAUAACCUCAAAAUAGCUGCAACGCAUUUCGCUGAUCUCUGCCUCCUUAAGCAAGUGAUAAGAUUGUUCAGCAAAAAUUAAAAAAUAUAUUUAUGAAUGAGUAUAUUGAGGCAUAUUUCUGAUUAAUAUACUGUAUAGUCAAAAGAAAACUAUAACUAAAUCCCAAUAUAACUACUGACAGAUCUGGAGAAAGAAGUACCUGAAUCCAUUGAAGUUGGUAAAAUGUUGGGUAUAGCUCGUCAGUGUUCAACAAGGGAUUGUGUACAGUAAAUGACCUGAUGUGGGUCACUCAGGACUAUUUACAGUAUACAAGAAUGUAGUUGUGUAUGACUUUUUAUUACCCACUCUAAGGGGGGAAUUCAAUGGCUAAUUGAUCCUCAGGGAGUAAUUCAGUUAUCCCCGAUAGCCAACAGUUAUCAGUUAGCCCCGAAAGCCAAAAAACAAAACACAAUUAUCAGAGAUUUUGUUUCACCUGCCUUCGGGCAAGUGAAACAAAAUCCCUGAUAAUUGUGUUUGGGUUUUUUUGCAUCCCGCGAUCAUAAAAACACAGAGAUUUGGGAUAAGUUCCUGGAUUCCUUUUUUUUGUAUGCUAAAAUAAGCAUGUGAAAAAAGGGGGGUAAUUGAACUGCCUAAUAAUGACCAUCAGCCAAAAAUUAAGAAAACCCCUUUUUUUUGUGUGAAAAAAUACCAAAUUAAAUUGAAUUCCCCUUUGAGAAUGUUAGAUGUUUGAGCUGAUUUUACUGCAGUUUGCAAUUUGUGAUCCAUGUUCUAUUUGAAGUAUCUAUAUAAAAACAUCAAACAAGACAGAAUACUGUUUACAUUUUCUUUGUUGAAGGACAUAGUUUCUCACACUUGAGGUUUCACAAGAAAAUUGCAGCUUCCAGUAAACACAGCGUAACUACUAUAUAACACUGGACAUUCCUUCCUUCUUAUCUACAAAUUAGCUUUUACCAUAAAUCAUUUCCUGUACAUUGUGAAAGUACAAUUUGAUGGAUAUGUGUUGACGCUGGUGAUCUAUGCUUUGAAAUCUGAAUUUCCAUUAUUCUAAAAAAAAAAAUAACCCACAAACAAAACAUUUGUUAAAACCUAUAGUAAAGCCAUCUACUAAAUAUCCUUAUUUAUAGCCUACUUUCCCCACCCACUGCUGGUGAAAUUAUGUAGUAUGUAGUAAUUGUGUGUGACAGUAAGUUCACCAUCUCUAAUUAUAUUUAUACUGUAGCUCCCACCACUGACUGACUCCCCCUUGGUUUUGUACUGGGGAGUCUAUUUAACCCAUCUGUGAAUGAAAUUACACGAACAAAAAAUAUAUAUGUUAAAAAUUGUACUGCUAAAAAUAAGUAUUUUAAAAUGUAAUCUAAAAAAAACAUUCAAGAUUAGCUUCAUAUUAAAGGGUGCAUAAUCAAGGUCCGACCAUCAAAGUGGGAGACCCAUAACAUAAUACACGAACAUUCCUGGAGGGAAUGAAUGGACUCUCCAGACUAGCACAUUCAGUGCUACACAAUUACCAAAAAUGUAUUCAAAAAAAUAUAAAUGAACAUACCAGGUCCAAAAACACAAGACGUUUCGGUCCCAAUUCCGCCAACUGGAGCAAUAAGGUAGCAGUAAAGGAAAACACUGGGAAUUUUUGUAUAUUAGCUUUAUAUUAUAUAUAAUGAUUUUUGUGUGGUAGCUUGUUUUGUGGAUAUUAAAAUGCUUUAUUUACAUAUUUGGGUAGUUUGAUGGAGACUAGCCUGGUGGAUUAUUAAGUAUUCCGGCUUCAGGUCAGUAGUUUGGGGACAGCAUAGCAAUGCUCACUUGCUAUAACUUUCCUUUUUAUUUAAUUUUUUUUGUUUUUAUUUUCUUUUUAAAAUGUAGUCAGAAAGGUCAUUUAUUGUUAUGAAAAGUGGUGAUAAAACACAUUAUUUUUUUGUCUUGUUGAGGCAGCAUACUUCUUUUUUUAUCCUAGUGAAAUAAUGAUAAACUGGCACUUAUGUGCACUAGGCAGAACCAUACACUUAAGUUGGUCUAAUACAAUGUUUAAGUACAAAGCGCCAAGUUAAAUUGAUUUGUGUAAAGAAAGGGAACACAUUCCAUUGUUCGCACAGAAGGUAUCGGGGGGUGUGGGGGGGGGAGGGGUGGAAACGUAUUUAUGUUUCACAAUGAUAUUUAUCACAAGCAAUGCUGACCAGACUAGGGACAAUUUCAGCAAAUUAGGCUAAUGUUGUACAGUAUUGUAUGGCUAUAAGCUAUUGGUAUGUCCAAGUGUAAUAUAAUAGCAAUAGUCAGUUUAUAUACAAAUUACAUAUGUUGAGUCUAUUAGCAGAUAGAUGGUACUGUAGACGCCCUCUGCAACACUUCCAAAAGUCUACUAAACAGAAAUAAGUAAAUAGGUUGUGUCUUGCAUGUGGCCCAAUUCAAAUUAAGGCACAUGUAUGAACAACAUACAAGCUACUGUAUGUAUGACACAUGCUGCAGUGUGAGAAAGAUGGAAUCUACAUGCAUAGUAGGUUUUAUUAAGGGUAUAGACCAGAAAGUUGUGGGUCCUAAUUGAACAUUUCGAAGGGGCACCCACCCCAGUGCUUCUAGGGGACACCUCUCUCUGCAGCAAAUGUUCAAUUGAUGUCCACAGAAGUGUCUUAGUUAAUGUUAUGCCCCAUAGUAUUGCCCUAGUUCACAUUACACCAAACAGUGCCUCCAGUUCACAUUAUGUCACAUUGUAGUGCCCUCAUUUCACAGUUUGUCACAUUGUACAGUAGUUCCCUCAUUUCACAUUAUGUCACAUUGUAGUGUUGCCUGUACACAUUAUGCCACACAGUUCACAUUAUGGCAUGCAAUGUCCGCAGUUCACAUUAUGCCACAAAGUGUCCCCAGUACAUAUAUUGCCAAAUUGAAGUUCCCACCACUUCAUAUUAUGGCACAUUAUAGUACACCAAAUACAGAUUAUGCCAUAUUACAGUGCCCCAGGUUAUUUUAUACAACCUCAAAGUGCCCCCAGUUCAUAUUGUGCCACAUUAGUUCAUAUUAUGUAACUACAUUCUGAUGCAGGAAAUUCCACUUUGAGUUUCGUAAUUUCAGCACAUUGCCUUUCCGGGACAGUCCUAAUCUCGAGAUCAAGCUCCACCCCCCACCCCUCCCAACUCAAUACACAAAGGCUGUAUUCAUGAAGACGCCUAUUUUAUCACUGAUUAGCUAAACUGUGCCUAUGAGAAUUGAAUUGGUGGGUGGGAGAUGGAUCGAAUCAGUAUGGAGAGCGGGAGACAGAGACCAUCAGCUAUAUGAUGGCUAAUGAGUCCCCUUUUCUCAGGCUAGGCAAUGGGCUACACCAAAUUGCUUAGCAGCCAAUUAUUUAAAACUUGGUAGACAACUACUGUGUAUGACCUUGGUCCAGGGCUCCCUCAAGCCUCUUGUCCCCUUAUCAAAUGCACCACCUACACUGAUAUUUACAGCAGUAACCUGUAAAAAAUAAGGUCCCAAUGUCCCUUCACUCUUAUAAUUAAUUUAAGACAUACAGUAAAAAUAACUAAGCAAUAUUUUAGAAGAAUAAAUUAUAAUUUGAAUGUACAGUAAGAGCAGUUCCUGAAGUGAUGGUAAAAGGGUCGUUAACAAAAAUUCAUGAAAGCGGUUUCUAAACUUUUUAUAUGCGAGUGGGGCACCAAGGAGAAUUUUGUUGUUUAUAGUGAGUUUAUUAUUGAUAUUAAAAUAUUAACGUCUAUGACAGGGGUUCUCAAAUGCGGUCCUCAAGGCACUUCAACGGUCCAGGUUCUAGGUAUAUCCAUGGCUCAGUACAGAUUGUUAAAUCAAACUGACUGAGGUGCUAAUUAAGUCAUCUCUGGCCGAACAUGGAUAAACUUAUAACCUGGACCAUUGGGUGUCUUGAGGACCAAGUUUGAGAACCACUGGUGUAUGAUUGUACACAAUCCUAGCCAUUCCCAUUUACAUGUGAGAUGUCACAGAUAUCCACAUGCACAAAUUGCUUAAGUCUAGGAGGUUUCAUUAAACUGAAUUUUCUUUGGGAAAAGGCUACAAUUUAUUUAACUUAUUUAAAUAAUAGUUAAAAAUGACAAAACCUGACACCCAAAUGAAAUUUUCAUCUGAGAUCUUCAUAUUGUUGAUAGUCAAACAAGUCGUAGAAUGUAUUUGCUGGUAUAUGUCACUGCCGUACAUGUUCUGUUACCAAACGUAUUUACAGUAUAUGGUAUUACAAAAUCCUGUAUUGUUAGUAUGCUUAUGGAGUCUGAUUCAUGUUUGUAGUGCUGGGUAUACAGAGUCAGAUAAAAUGCCUGUCUGACUGACCGGCAUUUUACCUGACCUUGCUAAUUUCCGGGACAUAUCUCACAGUGUAUGUCACGUGAUAUCAUCGAUCCGCCCAACGGGAAGGAGACAUUUCCUCCCAUGUGAAGGAACAGGGGAAUAUCUGUCGUCGACCAUGGUGGGUCAUACACUGCCCAAUGUGGCUAACCAAGCACUUACAAAAUAUCAAAUCAGAGGGACAUGCUGGCCAAUCCGGCAUGCCUGACCAAUCAAUUUUUUGGGAUCGCUCUCCCGCAUACAUGCUGAAAUUAUCUGGCCAAUCUGCUAAUAUCCGGUGGAUCGGCCAGAUAAUUCUAACUUGUAUGCCCAGCAUAAGCAGAGCAAAAAAGCACACAACCUGGGCAAAGCCAUGUUGCACUGCAGGUGAGGCAGAUGUGGUUUGGGGCUGGGUGACCAGCGGUGGGGAUGCCGGUGGUCAGCAUACCAGCCCUAUGAUCUCGGCCACAGAAUGCCGGAAGGGGGAGGGGCGAGCGCAACAAAGCCCUUUGCAGGAAUGGUGGCUCACUGCGUUCACCACAGGUUCUAUUCCCACUCUAUGGGUGUCGUGGACACCCAUAGAGUGGAAAUAGUCCCUGUUAGUCGGCAUGCCGACUGUAGGGUUUUUGAUCGCUCGGGACCCAGGUGUCGCCGGGAUCCCGAGCGCAGGUCACAUGACGGGAUCCCGCAGAUGUAACAUGUGCCGGGAGAUUUAGAUUUGGUUGGGUCAUAUUGUUUCUGUACAGGGUAAAUAAUAGAUACUUUUGCAAGUAGCCCACAAAUGUUAGACAGCUUUAUUUUUUACACUGCAAUUAAGAUUUCAGUUUAAACUCACCCCAUCCAAAUCUAAAUCUCUCUGCACAUGUUACAUCUGCCACUUCUGUAGUGCAAUAUAGUUUUGCCCAGUUGUUUGCCUUUUUGCUUUGCUUACAAACAUGAAUCAGGUCCAUUGAGUAUGUGUCGAGAAAGACACAAUGGUUGAACACAAAAAGGGUUUAUUUAAUACAGUAGUGUAAAUGAACCAAAUGUGGUAUAAUAUGUAGCAACCAAUAGCACAGACUGGUGUACUAUUAGUUGAAUGAAUAAUGUGGAGUACUAUAUAGUACAUUUGUGUUAUAUACUGUAUGCACAAUAAUAUUGAACAGGAUCUAAAGGCCAGUACUCACUGGCCGAUGCGGGAGAGAUGUGUGCUGAACGAACCGCUCAGCACACAUCUCUCUCACCGCUCAGCACAGCGCAAUGUGUGCUGAGCUUGUGGGGGGAGACGGGGGGGAGGGCGCUCAUUUCACCCGCUGGGUGGCAGGCCAAUCUAGCAGCAGCGAUAGCGAUGCGGGUGGCUGCGCAUCGCUAUCGCUGUAGGGGGUACACACGGAGUGAUCAGUCUUAAAAUCUAAGCAAUCUAGUCAGAUUGCUUAGAUUUUAAGCAGUGAUCGCUCCGUGAGUACCCCCCCCCCCCCCCCUUAAGGUAUUUCCUGCCUUUGCUAAAAGAUAUACAAAUAUUGGCCCUCAUUCCGAGUUGUUCGCUCGGUAUUUUUCAUCGCAUCGCAGUGAAAAUCCUCUUAGUACGCAUGCGCAAUGUUCGCACUGCGACUGCGCCAAGUAACUUUACUAUGAUGAAAGUAUUUUUACUCACGGCUUUUUCUUCGCUCCGGCGAUCGUAAUGUGAUUGACAGGAAAUGGGUGUUACUGGACGGCGUUUCAGGGGCGUGUGGUUAAAAACGCUACCGUUUCCGGAAAAAACGCAGGAGUGGCCGGGGAAACGGUGGGAGUGCCUGGGCGAACGCUGGGUGUGUUUGUGACGUCAACCAGGAACGACAAGCACUGAAAUGAUCGCACAGGCAGAGUAAGUCUGGAGCUACUCUGAAACUGCUAAGUAGUUAGUAAUCGCAUUAUUGCGAAUACAUCGGUCGCAAUUUUAAGAAGCUAAGAUUCACUCCCAGUAGGCGGCGGCUUAGCGUGUGUAACUCUGCUAAAUUCGCCUUGCGACCGAUCAACUCGGAAUGAGGGCCAUUAUUUUUAUAUCUUAGUUUGUAGAAUUCUUUUAAAUUAAGUUAUUUACAAUAAUGUAGGUUUUUAACAAAAAACGUUUGGCAUGAACAUAAAAUAGGUAUUCUAUAUUUGUAAAGGUCAGAGUACUGUGAUUGUCGAAUACAAAUUAAAAACCAAAGUAAAUGCUUAUCUGUGGUGCGUAAUACUGUUCACGUGAAACUGUUUUAUUGUAAAUAAGAUAUUCACUUUAUAUAACAAAAAUAACAUCUAUAUAUAUCUCGAUAAAUACUACUCCUGUGCAUUAUGCCAUCUGAGGGUGUAUUAAAGAUUAUUUAUGUGAA